CAUAUAGCGCUGCCCGCGGCCGCGGCACUCAGAGCCGGCUCGGCAGCCACCCGGGGCAGGGGAGGAGAUCAGGCGAGCCUUCCUUCCUUCCUGCGGAGCCCGUGGGGCAGCGCUGGCAGCAGCAUGACUUCGGCGGCGGUGGAAAUUUUAGGGCUGGGGCUGGGCAUCCUGGGCUGGGUGGGAGUGAUCCUGGCCUGCGGGUUGCCCAUGUGGCAGGUGUCGGCCUUCAUCGACGUGAACAUCGUGGUGGCGCAGACCAUCUGGGAAGGGCUGUGGAUGAACUGCGUGGUGCAGAGCACGGGGCAGAUGCAGUGCAAGGUGUACGACUCCAUCCUGGCGCUGCCGCCCGAGGUGCAGGCGGGCCGGGCGCUCACCGUCAUCGUGGCGCUGCUGGGGCUGGUGGCGCUGAUGGUGACCGUGGUGGGCGCGCAGUGCACCAACUGCAUCCGGCCCGGCAAGAUGAAGUCCCGCAUCGUGAUCGCCGGCGGGGCCAUCUACGUCCUCUGCGGGGUCCUGGUCCUCAUCCCGCUCUGCUGGUUCGCCAACAUCGUCAUCAGCGACUUCUACGACCCCACCGUGCCGUCGUCCAAGAAGCGGGAGAUGGGGGCCGCGCUCUACAUCGGCUGGGCGGCCACGGCUCUGUUGCUCUUCGGGGGCUGCCUCAUCUGCUGCUGCUCCUGCUCCCAGCGCGACGAGAGCUCCUUCCCCGUCAAGUACUCGGCGCCGCGGCGGCCCACGUCCAACGGCGAGUACGACAAGAAGAACUACGUGUGAGCGGGGCCGACCCGCUCCGCGGCCCCGCGGGGCACGGACAGACGGCUGCGGGCCGGGAGCGUCUGCGGGGAGCUCCAGCGCUCCCCUGCCUGGAGGCUUUUCCUCACGGGGACCGCCGUGAAGCGGCGGCCCUAGGCAGGGCAGCGCCCCGCUGCCCUCCAGCCCCGCUCCCCGGCGGGUCC
Hirundo rustica (Barn swallow) is the source of this 956-nucleotide messenger RNA. RefSeq names its product claudin 5 (gene CLDN5). Gene Ontology annotation, molecular function: structural molecule activity. Lineage: Eukaryota; Metazoa; Chordata; Aves; Passeriformes; Hirundinidae. Gene Ontology annotation, cellular component: plasma membrane; bicellular tight junction. The record is from RefSeq and is a predicted model, not a curated record. Gene Ontology annotation, biological process: cell adhesion; bicellular tight junction assembly. The transcript has a single exon. Bases 124 to 774 code for a protein of 216 amino acids.